AUGGCUGAGAAUCAAGGAAAUGCAACAAACAAUGUUGCUAAUGUCAAUAAAAUCCCAAAUAUUGCAGAGGUCUCAGUGGAACGAGGACCAAGGAUGCUUAGAGACUAUGUAGUUCCUACUGUCAUGGGAGUGCAUUCAUGCAUCAGACACCCCAAUAUGGCUGCAAAUAGUUUUGAGAUUAAGCUAGGAAUAUUACAAAUGGUGCAUUCCGCUGUUCAGUUUGGGGGGUUGUCUACGAAAGAUCAUAAUUUUCACAUAGCCAAUUUCCUGGAGUUAUGUGUAACAUUUAAAAUGAAUGGGAGACUACGUAAGCAGAAUUUAGAUAAACAGUUUGCAAAUUUUUUAGAGGUGUUCAAGAAGAUACACAUUUUCAUACCUUUUGCUGAAGCACUGGAACAUAUGCCUAGAUAUGUAAAGUUUAUGAAGGAGAUCCUAUCUAACAAAAUGAAGAUGGGAGAUCAUGAAACUGUAGAAUUGGUUGAAGAGUGUAGUGUUAUUUUGCAAAGAAAGCUCCUGCAAAAGUUAAAAGAUCCUGAUGGAGCAGUAGCAAGUCAGAAGCUAGUAGAAGAUCUUCUUGAGCUAAGUCUUACAAUUGAUGACGUAGAUGAAGAGGAUUGCAAGGAGGCAGUGAGUUAUUUGAAUCGGAUACAAUCAUAUGGACCGUUGAGAGAAAAGAGGUUUGAAGAACUUGGUCAAGGGCCUGAAAUACCAUUACCAUCCUUUGAAAACCCUCCUAUUCUAGAAUUAAAGGCUUUGCCAGAGCAUUUAUGCUAUGUUAUUGGAUGGACUCUAGCUGACAUAAGGGGACUAAGCCCAUCGACUAUGAUGCAUAGAAUUUUGAUGGAAGAUGAUGCUAAACCGACAAUAGAUGCUCAAAGAAGAUUAAAUCCAACAAUGAAUGAAGUGGUAAGAAAAAAAGUUCUUAAGUGGUUAGAUGUUGGUGUAAUUUACCCAAUUUCAGAUAGUGCAUGGGUGAGUCCAGUGCAAGUAGUUCCAAAGAAGAGGGGAAUGACGGUGGUUAAGAAUGAGAAUAAUGAAUUGAUUCUGACUUGCAUUGUGACAGGUUGGAGGAUUUGUAUAGAUUACCGUAAAUUGAAUAAGGACACUAGAAAAGAUCACUUUCCCAUUCCUUUCAUUGAUCAAAUGUUAGACAGGUUGGCGGGCCAUAGUUAUUAUUGUUUCUUGGAUGGGUAUUCAGGAUACCAUCAAAUUGACAUUGCACCUGAGGAUCAAGAGAAAACCACGUUUGCAUGCCCAUAUGGUACUUUUGCGUUUAGAAGAAUACCAUUUGGACUUUGUAAUGCACCUGCAACGUUCCAAAGAUGUAUGAUAGCUAUAUUUUCGGACAUGGUAGAAAAGGGUAUUGUGAUCUUUAUGGAUGAUUUUUUUGUUUAUGGUUUUUCUUUUGAUAAAUGUUUGGCUAAUUUGGAGCUAGUUUUGAAGAGAUGUGAGGAAUCACACUUAGUCUAG
Messenger RNA from Humulus lupulus (European hop), 1470 nucleotides. RefSeq lists its product as uncharacterized. Bases 1 to 1470 code for a protein of 489 amino acids. The record is from RefSeq and is a predicted model, not a curated record. Lineage: Eukaryota; Viridiplantae; Streptophyta; Magnoliopsida; Rosales; Cannabaceae. The transcript is spliced from 3 exons.